AUGCACAGGAACUUGCUAGUUGGAGGUGGUCAAAAAGCUCGCCCCAGUGGACAGCCAACUGCAAUGAGCGACAAGGAUGAUGCGCUUCUAGAUCGUUUGGGCUCUUUGGAUGCCACCCCGGCAACCAAGCAAGCUCAGAAAUUCGACGUUAAAGCGACGGAUGUCACUCUGGCUUCGUUGCGUCGGGCACAAAGCCAAGAUAUGUUCUCGCGGCUUCACGAAGUCGGAGCCCUUUUGCCUCUGCGCGCCAAAUUUUCGAUGGAUUACACUUACAGCUCCUUUUGGGAGGACGCUGAAGACCGCAUCGAGGCUAUACGCGACCAAGUCGAGCAAGCAGUCGUCAAGGUAGACCCCAGUCUCAAACGAAAGUUUCCGAAACGACUGAAGUACAUUUUGAAAACUUUAGUGCCCAUUAUCAAGGACGUCUAUUCAAGUGAUCAGGCGGAUACAGACCUGGAGAAGAUGCUUGACCAUGUGCUGGCGCAAAUCAAGCGAGACAUAGGGAAGCUGAAACUGGAGCCGUACUAUUUUUACUCCUGAUUACUUCCGAUUUUUACUGAUUAAUAAAUUAUAAGUAUACUGAUUAUGGCGAUUGAUGAUGCGAUAAGAGCAGCAUCUUCGAUUUCACCGUUCUUGAAGAAUCCUUGUGCCUAUUCCUCGAAGUGAUGAGUUCGAUGGAGAUUGUUGAUUCUCAUCUUACCAUAAUCUUAAUCAACUUGUCGAUCACGUUCAUCUGAAUCCCACAAUAAAUAUCUACAGAUACCUGAAAAUCGACGAUACCAAGAGCAUCAUGGAGGCGCUUGAAGCAGAAGCCAAGGAGCAGGGACAGGAAAAAACUGACACGUCUCUCGAAGAGUUCAUCACUACCGAGAUGGGCUUACAGCGAGUUUUUUUCUUGAAGUCACCUCGUUACAUCCUCCACGCCAUGAUCAUUGGUGCUCUCGGUGUCAUCCAACUGGCCAUUUCGUUUAUUCCGUAUUUGCAGCCGAUAUCGCAGAUCUUGCGCGAUGAGGGUGGCAGCGAUAUUUCCUUCGCUGUAGACGCUUUGAUGAAAGGCGACUGUCCGCACAUAAAGCGAUGGUGGAAGAACGUCAAGUUGCCGUCUAUGGCGCAGACGGUAUUUUCUUUAGGGUUGAGCGCGGUCUGUCAGUCGAAGGAGAAUGGCGGUGGCUGGGGAGCUUUUGACGCGGACAAAGCCAUCUCGGGUGCGAGCGGCGUAGCACUUGGGGCUGGUGGUGGUAAGAUCGCUUUCAUGCAGGUCCAACGCUUUGGAGCAAAAUUGCUGAUGGGCGUUGCUCAGGGCAUCAAGCAGAACCUGAGUCAGCGAUUGACGCAGUGGAUUAUGCAACGCAGUGUGACUGACAAGAUUAUCCAGAAACUGCAUGAGAAAAUCAUCAAGGGAAGACACUAUCAGCGCAAUAAGCUGAAAUUACGGGAUGCCGCAAUGCGGAUUUUUCAGUACUAUUCAGAUCCUUUUCGAGGCGAAGAGGUUAUCAAAGCGCAGAUGGGCCAGGUCCGCAAGACCUAUGAUGAGGACGAUAGUUUUUCGGAUUUCAUCAAUUUUGCGAAGAAAAUCCGGGAGAUCCAGGUACAACAGACUAUGCAAGCCCAAGCGGGGAAGGAGGGCCAGGAGAAUGCCCAGAUUUUUGGGAGUAGCUUCGGCAAAUCGAACCAGUCAGUGUUUAACAAGGACAACAUGCAAAGGUGGGCUGCUCUAGCGCCAUUGCGCAUUUUAAGUGCCUUGCACGAAUGGAGCAAACUCGAGAACGUCGGCCGCGACUUUUCCAACAAGCUUUUAGGUCUCUUGACGCUGGAGCAAGUCAUCAAAGCACACGGCCUGUCGCACGUUUAUCAUGCUGGCAAUGCUCCGUCUGGUGGGAGUGGUUCAGCGGGGUCUACGAACUUCGAGAGAAUGUCGGUUCUCGCAGCUCCGAAUUCCAGAGUAGGGAAGCAGGUCCUAGAGGUCAAGAUUGACGAACUGUUGGACCAACUCGACAAGGAGAUUAUGGCUUUCUUAAGAGAGCACAUCGAGAAGGAGUUUGUCCAAGCAGCUGUGGAUGGCAUUACGAAGCAUUUGGCGAAAGCUACCAUUGAAGCCGGACUGGAUGCGUGGUAUAGGGCGGCGACGAAGAGCAUAGAAGGGGUUUUACAGGAGAUUCAAAAAAAGAUGGAUGCGCAAGCCCAAGCUCAGGCAAAAGCAUAUCAGAAGGAAAUGCAAGAGAAGCGCGAUGCGGAGAAUCUUCAAAGUUAAGGAUGUAGUAGAGGCUAGUUUCUCUAGAUCUGGAGCUAGGAAAGGGAAUCCGUCUCAUAGUGAGAAUUCAGAAACCUGUACUGAGUCUGAGAAUUAAUUUAGAAAGCGAAGGGUGUCCAAAGGUUAAGAUGGAUUUCCCAUCCGAUUAUCCUCUAAUCCAAAGACCAGGAGCAAAUGGAUGAAAUCCCUAUUCGAGGUGAUGACGGUGACAGCGGUGCUGGUGCCAAUGAUUUUGGUGGUAGGAAAGGAUUCUACGACACAAAUGUGGUCGAUAGCAAGCUUGACGAGGUUGAAGGUGGGGUGA
This is a messenger RNA of Amoebophrya sp. A25, 2555 nucleotides long. The record is from the annotation of a GenBank genome assembly. NCBI's taxonomy places the organism in Eukaryota, Dinophyceae, Syndiniales, Amoebophryaceae.